This is a messenger RNA of Sinocyclocheilus rhinocerous, 1776 nucleotides long. Its product is annotated as stathmin-4-like. Gene Ontology annotation, biological process: neuron projection development; regulation of microtubule polymerization or depolymerization; microtubule depolymerization. Gene Ontology annotation, cellular component: cytoplasm; neuron projection. Gene Ontology annotation, molecular function: tubulin binding. Bases 1 to 636 code for a protein of 211 amino acids. The transcript has 4 exons. Lineage: Eukaryota; Metazoa; Chordata; Actinopteri; Cypriniformes; Cyprinidae. The record is from RefSeq and is a predicted model, not a curated record.
AUGAUGAAGAUCUUUGAAAGAAUGCAAGCGUUUGUUCAUAUUUACAAGGUAUUUUGUACUUACCUGACGUUUCUCCACACAGCAUAUCGAGACAAGGUGAAGGAGCUCCCUCUAGUGUCACUUUUGUGCUCCUGCAUCAACUCAAACCCUGCAGAAAAUCCCACAUACAAGGCUGAGGAUGCAGUGGAUCUCAACUGGUGUGUGAUCAAAGAUAUGGAGGUCAUCGAGCUGAACAAGCGGGCCUCGGGCCAAGCAUUUGAGGUGAUCCUGAAACCCCCCUCUUUUGACGGCGUGCCUGAGCUUAACACAUCUAUGCCCCAGCGUAAGGACCCCUCUCUGGAGGAGAUCCAGAAGAAACUGGAAGCCGCUGAGGAGAGGCGGAAGUUUCAGGAGGCUGAGAUGUUAAAGCAUCUUGCAGAGAAGAGGGAGCAUGAGAGAGAGGUCAUCCAGAAGGCCUUUGAGGAGAACAACAACUUCAUUAAGUAUGCUAAAGAGAAGUUGGAGCAGAAGAUGGAGGCCAACAAAGAGAACCGCGAGGCUUUGCUUGCCGCCAUGCUGGAGAGACUACAGGAAAAGGACAAACACGCAGAGGAGGUGAGGAAGAACAAAGAGCUGAAAGAGGAGGCCUGUCGGUAGAAGACUGCUUUGACUUUAGUCAAGGAGAUCAAACCAGUGAAGAGAAAAUAUAGCAAACGGUAGCCAAUACAUCUAAAAAAAGGGAACAUAUUGGACAUUGAUAAUGACCAUUUGCAACACACCACGCUUUUGUGGGGUUUAACAACAUCAAAACUACUUAAUAUUAUUAAAAACAGAAAGAUAUUUUCUAGAUGGCAAUGCAAGGUGCACAAAGAGUACGUUACUUGGUAGAGCCCAGAACGUUGCUUCAGAGAAAAAGAAUGAAUAUACCAAACCGAUCUUUAGAAAUGACAUGAAGAGGACAGGAAGAAAUAUUGAUGAAUAGAUGCUUUUUAUAACCUCCAUAACCAGUACAGAUGAAUAUGUUAACAUAAACUACAUCUUAAAGUCACUCUUCACUAAUAGCAGUACCACAAAAGGAUAUUUUUCCCAAAACAUGUGCCAUCUACUGAGGCUUUGGCUCAUGCUUCUUUAAUUAUCGUUUGAUAUUAAUAUUCAAUAAUCAAUAGGGUUUCAUAGAACCUCAGGCAUGCCUAUACAAUAUACAUUAUUAAGCAUCAGUAAUCAGGUGGCUAGAGGUUUAUCUAUUACAUUUCCUGUUGUGACGAUGUGAAGUAAAAAUAUGAUCAAAUGAAUAUUAGAUUAGAACAUUCUAGAUGCCUAUAAAUCCGAAAGCUCACAACCCUCUCAGAUACAUUAAAAGUGGAGCACAGUGACACUUUAAGCACAACUCAGAAGCACAUUUAGCUUUUUUUCUAUCAUUAUAUUUGUAUUAUGAUGCUCAUCAGUAGGAAAACACAUAGUGGCAUCUCAGAAAUGAAGAAUGAUAUCACUCAGGUGUGAGAAAAAGAUCCUCUUUGGAUUUGGGAAAUGGUUUUAGAUAUGAAUGGUGCACUUUGCUUUGGCAUGUCACUGAGCUUUAUUCUAGUCAUUUAUUUUACUCGUUCUAUACGAAGACAAAGGAGUUUGAUGUUGGUGUCUGCAUCAUCAAAAAAAGAGCCGUUCUAUGUGCAAUGAUGAGAAUUGUUGUUAAUCGACCAGAUUUGCUGAGAAAAUGGAAUGUAAAUGCUCCCUGUGUUUGUAAUUUCCAGAUGACUAAAUUCUCUAGUUCAAGUCAAAUAAAUGCUUCUCUUAACUAAA